Molecule: messenger RNA, 2337 nt
Organism: Trichomycterus rosablanca
Lineage: Eukaryota; Metazoa; Chordata; Actinopteri; Siluriformes; Trichomycteridae
Product: extracellular calcium-sensing receptor-like
Exons: 5
Coding region: 16-2337 (773 amino acids)
Biological process (GO): G protein-coupled receptor signaling pathway
Cellular component (GO): plasma membrane
Molecular function (GO): G protein-coupled receptor activity
Source: RefSeq, a predicted model, not a curated record
CGCUGGGCUCUGGCCAUGAGGCUCGCUGUAGACGAGAUCAACAGGAGUCCAGACCUGCUGCCGAACCAUACGUUGGGCUACAGGAUAUUCGACUCGUGUGCGACCCCAGUCACAGCUCAGAGGGCGGUCCUGGCUGUACUGAAUGAUGAGGAUGCGGCUGUAGGCUCACUGUGUUCCGGUGCGGGCCCUUUACUCGCCAUCGUUGGAGAAUCUGGUUCCUCACAGACCAUUGUUGUUUCUAGAACGCUACAGCCUUUCAGAAUACCGAUGAUAAGCUACUUCUCUACCUGCGCUUGUCUAAGCGAUCGGGAACAAUUCCCCACGUUUUUCAGAGUAGUCCCGAGCGACGACUACCAGGUAAAAGCCAUCGCUCAGCUGCUGAAGAGAUUCGGCUGGACGUGGAUCGGCGUGGUCACUGAAGACCACGAUUAUGGCAGGUUUGCUUUACAAGGCCUGAAGAAAGAGAUCGAGAACACGGACAUCUGCCUGGCCUAUCACGAAAUGAUUCCCAAAGAUUUCAAGCGAGAGAGGGUCCUCGAGAUUCUAAACGUGAUGCAAAGAUCCACAGCCAGGGUGGUGGUGGUGUUUUCGGGAGAGGGAGAGUUUUACCCUUUCUUGAGGGAAUUCAGAAAUCAAAACAUCUCAGGAAUCCAGUGGGUUGCCAGUGAGGCCUGGGUCACAGCCUCCAUAUUAGCAGAAGCAUAUCCCUUCCUAGCAGGUACGAUCGGAUUUGCUGUCCGUCAGGGGUUUGUACCAGGACUGAAGGAAUAUUUGCAGAUGGUGAACCCACAGUGGUACCCGUCUAACCCUCUGGUGCUGGAGCUUUGGGAGGCUCUGUACAGCUGCUCUCCCUUCACAUCUUCCAACAAUCACAACAUACUUCCCCUCUGUACAGGACAGGAAACGCUGAGCAAGGAACAUACAGCCUACAUGAACACCUCGAGUCCUCGUGUUACGUAUAACGUGUAUAAAGCGGUGUACGCCAUCGCUCACUCGCUUCAUAAUCUACUACAGUGUGUACCUGGAGACGGGCCAUUUAAUAACUCGGCAUGUGCAGACCUCAAAAAUAUUUAUCCAUGGCAGCUUCAGCAUUACCUCCAGGAGGUGUCGUUUUCAGUUUCCGGUGAACGAGUAAACUUCGAUGUGAAAGGAGACUCGGUUCCAUCUUACGAUCUGAUAAACUGGCAGAGGCGCCCGAACGGAGAUGUUGAUUUUGUUACGGUGGGGCUUUAUGAUGGUGCGAUGGAGGCUGGGAAGGAACUGGUCAUCCAGGAUCAUGCGAUCGUUUGGCCUGACAAUCAGAGCAAGGUACCAGUGUCGGUUUGCAGUCACAGCUGCUCUCCGGGAUUCAGGAAGGCUGUUCGUAAUGGCGAGCCUUUGUGCUGCUUUGACUGUGUACCAUGUGACAGCGGCAAGAUUAGUAAUCAGACAGAUUCAGUAGACUGCAUGGCCUGUCCCGAAGACUACUGGUCCAGCACUCAAGGAACGGUGUGCAUCCCUAAGGCUGUGGAGUUCCUGUCCCACAGGGAUACGAUGGGGAUCAUCCUGAUGGUGAUAGCCAUCGUUGGCUCCUGUCUGACGAUAUUCGUCCUGGCAAUAUUCUUGCACUAUAGAGGAACCCCCAUGGUGCGCAUUAACAAUUCAGAGCUGAGUUUCCUAAUCCUGCUCUCGCUGACUCUUUGUUUCCUGUGUGCGUUGAUUUUCAUCGGUGAGCCCACGUCCUGGUCGUGCAUGCUGCGCCACACGGCGUUUAGCAUCACCUUCUCGCUCUGCAUCUCCUGCAUCCUCGGCAAAACCCUGGUGGUCCUGGCUGCCUUCACAGCCACCCAGCCCGGGAACAACGUGAUGAAAUGGCUGGGGCCGACGCAGCAGAGAAUCAUCAUCUUCAGCUGCACUCUGGUCCAGAUGAUCAUCUGUGCGGCGUGGCUGAUAGCCUCUCCGCCGUUCCCCUACAGGAACACACAGUCUCAGCGCUCCAAAGUCAUUCUGGACUGCAGUGUGGGAUCAGACCUGGCGUUUUGGUGCGUUCUGGGCUACAUCGGCCUCUUGGCCUGCUUGUGCUUCCUUUUGGCGUUCCUAGCUCGGAAACUACCCGGGAAUUUCAACGAGGCUAAAUACAUCACCUUUAGCAUGUUGAUCUUUUGUGCCGUGUGGUUGGCGUUUGUCCCGGCCUACGUCAGCUCACCUGGUAAAUUCACCACCGCCGUCGAAAUAUUCGCCAUUUUAGCUUCUAGCUUUGGCCUCCUGAUGUGCUUGUUCGCGCCAAAGUGUUACAUAAUUCUACUAACACCAGAAAAAAAUACCAAGCAGCAUUUAAUGGGUAAAGCUGCCAAAUAA